AUGCAAAAUCCAGAUACUCAAGAAGAAGCAAAGAAGACAAUCAGAAACUCGACCUUAACAACCUUCUCCCUCCCCGAAACCAUCAUGUCAUCCCCCGAUCUCGGCCCCGAGUCCCUCACUGACAUAACAAUCUCACGCGAAACACCUAUCAUCUUGCACAACCCCAAUUCCCAUCAACAAGCCACCACCUUGAAAACUUGGGUCCCAAAAGUCUUCAUAGCGCUCCUUAUCGUACUGAUCUUAGCUCUAGCGUUGGCAAUUGUGUUGGUUGUGAUGGCAUCGCUGGGAUAUCUGGGGAAGUCGAAGGUGGAGGCUGUGGAGAUGGUGCAGCCGACGGUGACUACGACAAUUCAAGCAUCAGUGAUGUCACAAAUUACGGGGGCGUCGGGUGGGAUUCAUGAAAUGGUGAGGGAGAGUGGUGGAGGGAGGGUGGUUCAACGGGUGGGGAUUAUAGUGUGUGAGGUGGCGCUGGCUUGGAGCUUGGUGUAUUUGUUUGGGAUGUUUGAGAAUAGGGAGAGCGGCAAGGAGGAGGGGCGGAGUGUGGAGAGGAGGGAUGGGCCGAGGAUCAAGGAGUAAUGGAAAGGGGGUGAGGGAGGGGAGCGCAGAAGAACACGCCGAGCAUUGUAGAUGUCAGAAGUGGAAGGCGGAAAUGGGGUUUGG
Hyaloscypha bicolor E is the source of this 660-nucleotide messenger RNA. RefSeq lists its product as uncharacterized. The record is from RefSeq and is a predicted model, not a curated record. NCBI's taxonomy places the organism in Eukaryota, Fungi, Ascomycota, Leotiomycetes, Helotiales, Hyaloscyphaceae. Bases 1 to 576 code for a protein of 191 amino acids. The transcript has a single exon.